GAGUCCAUGCAACUUACACUGAACACAAAAUAUAAAAGCAACAUGUAAAAUGUUGGUCCCGUGUUUCAAGAAUUGAAAUAAAAUAUCCAAGAAAUUUUAUUUAUUUCAUUUUGUGCACAAAUUAGUUUACAUCCCUGAUAGUGAGCAUUUUUUCUUAGCCAAGAUAAUCCAUCCGUCAGACAGGUGUGGCAUAUCAAGAAGUUGAUUAAACAGCAUAAUCAUUACACAGGUGCCCCUUGUGCUGGGGACAAUAAAAGGCCACUAAAAUGUGCAGUUUUGUCACACAACACAAUGACAAAGAUGUUUCUCUACAAUUUCUCUACAAUAAGCUGUCUCCAACAUCAUCAUAGAAAAUAUGGACCUCCACAAUCCACCCAGGACCUCCACAUCCAGUUUCUUCACCUGUGGGAUUGUCGGCGACCAGCCACUCGGACCACUGAUGAAACAGGAGUAUUUAUGUCUGUAAUAAAGCCCUUUAUUAGGGAAAAACUCAUUCUGAUUGGCUGGGCCUGGCUCCCCAGUGGGUGAGCCUAUGCCCUGCCAGGCCCACCCAUGCCUGUGCCCCUGCCCAGUCAUGUGAAAUCUGUAGCUUAGGUCCUAAUUUAUUUUUUUAAAUUGACUGAUUUCUUUAUAUGAACUGUAACUCUGUAAAAUUGUUGCAUGUUGCGUUUAUAUAUAUUUUUCAGUAUUUAUGUAUAUAUAGUACCAGUCAAGUUGGGACAACUACUCAUUCCAGCAUUUUUCUUUAUUUUGACUAUUUUCUACAUUGUAAAAUAAUAGUGAAGAGAUCAAAACUAUGAAAUAACAUGGAAUCAUGUAGUAACCCAAACAGUGUUCAACAAAUCCAUCCCUCUCCUUCUUGGUCAAAUAGCCCUUACACAGCCUGGGGGUGUGUUUUGGGUCAUUGUCCAGUUGGAAAAACAAAUGAUAGUCCCACUAAGCGCAAACCAGAUGGGAUGGUGUACCGCUGCAGAAUGCUGUGGUAGCCAUGCUGAUUAAGUGUGCCUUGAAUUCUACAUAAAUCACUGACAGUCACCAGCAAAGCACCAUCACACUUCCUCCUCCAUGCUUCAUGGUGGGAACCACACGAGGAGAUCAUCUGUUCACAUGCUCUGCGUCUCACAAAGACACAGAGGAGUUUUCACAAAAGCUUUCCAGAACUUGCAAACUGCUUUUUACACUGUUCAACAUACCUUGUGUCAAUUGAAGCAUAUCCUCAAUACUGACAAACUAAACUAAUGGUGUUUUCUAAAGCAAGAAAUAGACCUCUGAACCUUUCACCUAUUACUACCUGUCAGGACAAGGAGAUUAAGGUUGUCACCUCGUAAAUAUCUUGACAUUUUAAUUGAUGACGGCCUGUCUUUUAAAUUGCAUAUUCAACAACUUACAAAGAAUUGAAGAUGAAAUUGGGAUUUUAUUUUAGGAAUAAGGCCUGUUUUUCUUUUGAAGCUAGAAGGAGGCUAGUAUCAGCUACAUUUAUGUCUUUACUAGACUAUGGGGAUAUUUUAUAUAUGAAUGCUUCCGCUGGGUGUUUGAGAUCAAUUGACACCUUUUACCAUGGCACUUUGAGAUUUAUUUUAUACUGCAAAACUCUUACGCACCACUGCACUUUGUAUACCAGGGUUGGCUGGCCUUCUCUAGUCACUCGUAGGCUCAGGCACUUGGUAUACUUUUAUUUACAAAGCCAUUUUGGGUUUACUACCGUUUUAUUUGGGCAUUUUUAUUGUUCAGAAAUGUGGUGGGUACUCUCUUCGUUCACUGGACUUUAUCCUGUUAACUGUUCCAAAUGUCUGAACUGAAUUUAGUAAAAGGUCUUUUAUGUACUCUGCACCAUCGUCUUGGAACGCCUUACAAAAUACUUUUAAACUGGAAGAACUUGUCCCGAUUGGUGUUUUUAAAUCACUGAUGAAUGAUCUUGAGAGUGAUUCCCUGACCUGUCAAUGUUUUUAAUUUGCUGUUUUUGAUUUUGUUAUACUCUUGUGAAUUCUAUGGUUUUUACUAGAUUACUUGUAGUUUUUCAUGUUUGUAAUUUUUGUAAUGACUUGGUGCUGCCAUUUUGGCCAGGACGCUCUUGAAAAAUAGAUUUCAAUGAGCCCUUCCUGGUUAAAUAAAGGUUACUGUUACGGAUACAGGUAUCCUGUGUCUGUGUGUAUAUGUAUCCUGUGUUCUUUUCUCUCCUUCUCCCCUCACAGGUGAAAAUCAUCACUCCCCAAUCAGUCAACAAUCCAAUCAUCAAUCAGAAGACACACCUCCUCCUGUUUCCUACCCUAUCACAGUUCCUUUCCCUUAGUUUAAAAACCGCAUCAGUUGUUUGCUCUCGAGCUCAAUCUCUCUUCUGUAAAUGUCAUGUCUGUAGGUCUUUGUGUGUCACUCUCUUUGUGUAUUAACCUCUCUUUUGUUUGAGCACCUCCAUAGCACUUUGUCAUCACCUGAAACUGACAACCCAAGAUCAGCCAGUUGAGGACACCUGAGCCCCCCUUUGUACUGUGACUGUCUUGUACCACAAUGCUUGGCCUUCAGGGAAGCACCUCGUCCCCUAAAAUGUAUCGCUGUGUGGCUUGUUCAGCCACCUUUACUGGAUUGGCAUCCUUGUUGGUGCACCAAGCUUCUCAUGCAGUUCAAUAUGACAAGCAACCACCACAAUCUGAGAAGCAGCCUCUCUGUACUCACUGUGGUGAAGUGCUUUCAAACAAGGAGCUCCAAGACCAGCACUUCUGCAAAGCACUACCUGAGACCCCGGCUCCCUCUCUUUUUAUCUGUGAUUGUGGGGAUGAGUUUCAGAACUUUAAUGAAAUGCUGGAGCAUAAAAGAUCUCAUGUCUCAACCCCCCAGCAGCAGACCCCGACGACUGAUGCCAGAUAUUUGAGCCAAGACGAAUGUAGUCUGGUUGAACCUGCCCAACCAGUCUCCCCUCAGCCAACCCUUAGCCAAACCAUUUUGGGCCUCAUUCCCCCCUCCCAUCCCUCACCCCUAUCUCCUGUCAUUCCUAGUUCAAUUCUCCCACAGCUUAAUAGCACAUCCAUCGUUCCUGAAGUCUAUACAAAUAAGGGGUUUAUUGCCCUAACCAGACCUCCAGAGCUGAACAACCUCCCUCCAGGUGCAAGUGAGCAGGAAUUACAGCCUGAUGGGCUUGACCAACCUGAGAACAGCUCUACUGCACAGGAACCCUCACCACAGUCUGUCCAGGAUGAGACUCCUGAGGAUGCAGACUGUCCCGUUACAAGCUGUGCAUCUUCAGAAGAUGCCGGCGCACCUAAAAAUGAGACGAUAAUGAAGAUGAUAGCAAAUGCCUACAUGAAACGUUAUCAACCUGCUCAACACUACCCAUUAAGACACAAGAGACUUGUGUUCCCCAAAAGAGAGCUUAUACCAGUGGAGGUGAUGUCACAAUCCAAACAAACAGCAGCAUCCACACCAGGGCCCUCUAUUGGCCAGUUAAGACACCUGCUUACAAACUCUGGUGCAAAGACAAUAGCCCGUCCAUCCGGCAUCAUAUCUUUGACUCAGACCUUCUGCCCUGUAGUAGUUCUUGAGACCCGCCAAAAGCUUAUUGAUUCUAGAAAUAGGGCCACACAGGGGAGAUAUCAAUGUGGCCGCUGCCGAAGUGUUUUUCAGGACUUGGACAGCUUGACAGUGCAUCAUGCCUUACACAGGAAGGAGAUAGUGAAGUGUUGUCGUCACUGUAAACAACUGAUGAUUGGAAAACCACCGCUUCCAGACAACCACAUCUGUCCCCUGGCUCCCCACCACCUUACCUCAGUGGGGAGUAAAUGCCACUCUAUCAAAAAGACUGCAUUAUUCCAGAAGCAAAAGAAGCAACAACCACAAAGAAUCUUCCAAAGUGUUAAAGCUAGGACGCCUUACUUUUGUCAAGUGUGCAAGCACAGCUAUGCCCGUAGGUAUAAUCUCAAUGUGCACAAAUGUCAGGGGCCACCCCAUCCUCUUCAGCAUGCCUCCAACUCUGCCCUGUACAAAAAUACUGCAUUUGGGUUAAACAUUAAAGCAAGGGAGCCUGUCACAGGCGUCAACCAGAGGCCUCUAAUCUCCAAAACCGCCGGUGUGGGCACUGUCAGCACUCGUCAGAUAAAGGAGGAGGUGAUUUCUGCAGAGUCAAGGCCACAUCCUCAGUUUCCUGAUUUACUCUGGUCUGGUUCACCUAAAAGCUUCUCAUCCUUCUAUCCCAAAGUUUCAACGCAUGUAACACCAGAAGAAAUUGAUUCAGGAUCUGCAACACUACAGCAAGGAGAUGGUGAAGGGGACAACGCAGCAAGUAGUUUUAAACAAGAAGGUAAAGAUGGAGAAUGGACAAUGCCUUUAGAUGAUUCUGAGAUUGACGUGCUGAUUGAGGCAGUAGAUGCAGAAGACGACGAUGAUUUAAUGCUACAAGAACCUAUUUCUCAGGGUCAUGUCAAGUCAACAAAGGAUGGCGUGCCUUAUUUCAUAAAAGAUGGUGCUAGACGUUUUCCCUGCUAUAGAUGUCAGAAAACGUACAGUCGAGGGUGCACAUUAAAAAAGCAUCAAAGGCUGUGUGGAAAUAGAUCAUUUUUGCCACAAUCUACCUUCCGGACGGUAGCACAGAAAGUCAACAAGGGUCAAUUCCAAUUCGAUUGCUAUGUCUGUGGGAGGAGCUUUAACCGCAAAGAUAACAUGCUGAUUCAUAGGAAGAAGUGCCAGUUAAGUAGAACCGUGGCCAAGAAUGAUAAUGGACUUUUACCACAGGGCUUACCAGCAGCCCAGGCACCACAACGUCUCGUGGCACAAAGUAGUAAAAAUCUGGGGGAUAAUGGGGCAAAUUGGGGUAUUAUGUCAUUGCCCAAUGUUCUCCCCAGGAGAGUGACAUGUGAGUGUGGGGCAGGCUUCACUAGCCCACGGCUCCUCCUGGAGCAUUUGCAAAAGCAUGCGCAGGAGUCCUAUACCUGCCCCACAUGCGGUGAGACACUGAGUUCCUGGGCAGACUAUGAAGUCCACCUACAAGUGCACAUGCAGCCUCAGCACCAGAUGUAUGGGGGAAUGCAACAGCAGAGCUCUCCACCUCUACUGCUUAGGUUUCCACAGCAGUCGCGUCAGCAGCGCCUGCCAAAGCAGCGACAUGCGCCUCUGCAACACUCUCUGCCAGCACAGCGCCCUCAGCCAAAUCAACAACCUCUGCGGAAGCCUAGAAAGCCACAGCCACGCUGUGUGUGCAUACGAUGCAGCAACACCUUUUGCAGUCGCGGCGCGCUGCUAAAGCACCUCUCCUGGAAUCGGUGUAAAGGUGACAGAGGAGCUAUUUCAGCGAAGGCAAACCACUGUUCCCGCUGCAGCAUGGACUUCCCCAAUGGCCUCAGCCUCAAGUUUCACCAGCUAAAUGGAAUGUGCAAGCCUGCCUUCAAGCCCAUGCGUUGCCCUGUGUGCGUGCGCUGGUUUGGCACUGUGGAGGGACUCCAGAAACACCUGCAAACACACGACCAGACCAACUCAUUUCGCUGCCUCAUCUGCCAGCGCCUCUAUCCCAGCCUACGGUCGCUGAAAGACCACCGCAGAAAGGUCCAUUGCAUUUUGUCUGGAGACACAGCGCAGGUUACACAAUGAGAGUGAAUACUCUGAAAAUCAUAAUCCAACAGAACAUGUAUGAACAAUGAUUUUAGCAAAAUGUUUUUGCAAGAUCGGUUAUUGAUUUGAGGGAUUAAUUUUGUCUUGUGUAACCAUAUAUAAUCACUAUUGUACUAUACUACUUUGAUUCUAUUUUCACUGUCUAUCAAUAGACUCUUCUUGCUCACUUGAACCUAUUUUAAUGGUCAAAGUUGUAAUUGUUGUAUUGUGCUGUAAAAUGCAAUGAUAAAAUGUAAAAUGCAAUGAUGUUUUUAGCUUGUUCUUUAAGGGAUACUUUGGGAUUUUGGUAAUGAAAUCCUUUAUCAACUUCCCCACUAUGAAGGAAGUUCGAGGUAGUUACCGUAGACUUCGUCAUUGUGCUAAUGCUAGUUAGCAACUUCCUCCAAACUGCACGCAGAGACAUAAAAAUGGUAUGGACAAGUUCAUCUGACUCUGUGAAGUAGAUUAAGGGCUUUAUUGCCAAAAUCCUGAAGUAUCCCUUUAACUCUUAAACCAUUAUUAAAAUGUACCACUUAUUGUUCAACUGCUAUUUUAGGUUGUGCAAAAACGUUGAUGGUUAUAUCUUAGUGUGGUAGCUGUCAGUGCAUUGUGGAGAAAACAAAUAAGUGAAUAUACACUACAAAGUAUGUGCACACCUGCUCGACAAACUCCUCAUUCCCAAAUCAUGGGCAUUAAUAUGAAGUUAGUCACCCCACCCCGCCUUUGCUGCUAUAACAGAAUGCACCCUUCUGGGAAGGCUUUUGUGUAGAUGUUGGAACAUUGCUGAGGGGAAUUGCUUCCAUUCAGCCACAAGAGCAGUAGUGAGGUCGGGCACUGAUGUUGGGCGAUUAGGCCUGGCCCGCUGUCAGCGUUCCCAUUUAUCCCAAAGGUGUUCAAUGGGGUUGAGGUCAGAGCUCUGCAGUCCAGUCAAGUUAUUCUACACCGAUGUCGACCAACCAUUUCUGUAUGGACCUUGCUUUGUGCACAGGGGCCUUGUCAUACAGAAACAGGCAAGGGCCUUACCAAACUGUUGACGCAAAGUUGGAAGCCCAGAAUCGUCUAGAAUGUCAUUGUGUGCUGUAGUGUUGAUUUCCCUUCUUUGGAACUAAGGGGCCUAGCCCGAAACAUAAAAAAACAGCCUCAGACCAUUAUUCUUCCUCCACCAAACUUUAGUUGCCACUAUGCAUUGGGGCAGGUAGCGUUCUCCUGGCAUCCACCAAACCAAGAUUCGUCUGUCGGACUGCUAGAUGGUGACGCGUGAUUCAUCACACCAGAGAAUACGUUUCCAUUGCUCCAAUGGCAGCGAGUUUUACACCACUCCAGCCGAUGCUCGGCAUGGCGCAUGGUGAUCUUAGGCUUGUGUCCGGCUGCUCAGCCAUGGAAGCCCAUUUCAUGACGCUCCCGACUAACAGUUAUUGUGUUGAUGUUCCAAACUGCCUCUGGAAGCUCGGUCGUGAGUGUUGCAACUGAGGACAGGCUUCGUCUUUUCUCUUCUCCCCUCCGAACUCACAGAACGGAACCGGAGUGCGAUGUUUCCACUUCACAAUAAAUGCACUUACAAUUGACCAGGGAAGCUCUAACGGCAGACAUUUUACUUACUGACUUGUUCGAAAUGUGGCAUCCUAUGACGGUCCUGUUCAAUGUCACUGAGCUCUUCUGUAAGGCCAUUCUACUGCCAAUGUUUGUCUACUCUAUGGAAAUUGCAUGGCUGUAUGCUCAAUUGUAUACACCUGUCAGCAACGGUGUGGCUGAAAUAGCCAAAUCCACUCAUUUGAAGGGAUGUCCAUACUUGUGUGUGUAUAUAUAUAUAUAUAUAUAAUUUGAGCACUUCCAUCAAAACAGAAAUGUAGUUAGUGUGUGUUGCUCCUUGUUUUAAUAAAGCCCCAUUCAUAGAUGAAA
Messenger RNA from Oncorhynchus keta (chum salmon), 7470 nucleotides. Its product is annotated as zinc finger protein 850. The transcript has 2 exons. Bases 2506 to 5571 code for a protein of 1021 amino acids. The record is from RefSeq and is a predicted model, not a curated record. Lineage: Eukaryota; Metazoa; Chordata; Actinopteri; Salmoniformes; Salmonidae.